Molecule: messenger RNA, 2377 nt
Organism: Dufourea novaeangliae
Lineage: Eukaryota; Metazoa; Arthropoda; Insecta; Hymenoptera; Halictidae
Product: choline transporter-like protein 1
Exons: 16
Coding region: 80-1867 (595 amino acids)
Biological process (GO): transmembrane transport
Cellular component (GO): membrane
Molecular function (GO): transmembrane transporter activity
Source: RefSeq, a predicted model, not a curated record
UCUCCGGAGGAGGAAGCCAGGCACAGGAGAGGAAAAGUUUCCCGGCUGCCAGCAAGGAUUACCGUACCCGUCGUCGGGCAUGGGUUGCUGCGGCUGCUCGGACGAGCCAUCGUCCAAGGUGGAACCCAGGACGCAGGAGAACGGGGGCACGCCGACCAGACACUCGGAGCAGAUUUUCGUCACCGAUCGAUCGUGCACCGACAUCGUGGCUUUGAUCGUGCUGAUCGCUCUUACCGCUGGUUUCGGUUAUCUGGUGAGCAACGCAGUGAAGAAAGGAGACGUCCACCGCGUUAUAAAUGGUUACGAUGACUGUGCGAACGUGUGCGGCCGAGUCACACUGCCGGAAACUAAUCCCGAAUUCAGUUGCAAGGGCGCAGACAAGACGUCUGAACGGUAUCUGCUGAUGACCCUGGGCCCGAAGGGGGUGUACAAUCGCACCUGCGUGUCCACCUGCGACAAUCAGGUGUUAUUCCUGAAUCGAUGCGUGCCAAAGCAAGUCUCCGAAACGACCAAUUCGGUGAUCAAGAAACUCGGUUUGGAAAAUUUCUACAAGGAGGCGUCGAGAGAUCUUGGUGUCGCCUGGCGGGAGCUGAUCUACCUGCUGCUUAUAGCGUUAGCUAUCUCACUCGGUAUCUUAAUUGCCUUCCGGUAUAUGGUGCAGUGGGUCGUUUACAUUGUCUUAAUCGGCGCCAUUCUGGCCUGCAUCGGCGGCUCGGCGUACCUCUGGCUCGCGUGGUACGCGGAGAAGAAGGGGGUGGAGACACAGGAAAUACCGGAAGAGGAUUCCAGCCAGGAUGCCUACUUCAUUUACGCGAUAAUUUUGUCCACUGUUACCGUGAUCACGCUUCUGAUUGUCUUGGUGAUGAGGAAAAGAAUCGCCCUCGUGAUGCAGUUGUUCCGCGAGGCGGGUAAGGCUGUCUACGCGAUGCCGGUUCUGCUGCUUCAACCGAUAUACACCUACUUGCUGAUCGGUCUCACCGUAUGCGCGUGGGUGUACUGUAUGAUGUGGAUAGAAAGCGCGGGGAACAUUUACAAGAACAGGAAGAAUCACAUCCACUUCCGUAAAGACGGCCUGUUGAUCGCGGCCAGAUGGUACAAUUUGUUCUUCUUCUUCGUGACCUGCGAGUUCCUACUUGGCUGUCAGCACAUUGUCGUCGCCUGCGCCGUUGCACGUUGGUUCUUCACCAGGGACAAGAAACAGCUCUCGCUAGCCGUAACGCGGGGCUUCGGUUAUCUGGUGCGAUAUCACUUAGGUACGGUCGCGUUCGGCGCAUUGGUUAUUGGUAUAGUUCGGUUCAUAAGAGCGAUAAUUUCCUUCGUCCAAAAUCGCCUGAAGCGGUACGAUAACGACCUUGUGCGGGGAAUAUUGUGGUGCUGUCAAUGUUGCCUCUGGUGUUUCGAAUGCGCGCUGAAGUUCCUCACCAGGAACGCUUACAUCGAAACAGCAAUAUACGGGUGCAACUUCUGCACGGGUGGAAGAAAGGCAUUCCAUGCCUUGUCGAGCAACAUUCUAAGAGUCGCCGCCAUUAACAGCGUCGGUGAUUUCGUCCUUUUCUUAGGAAAGGUUUUGGUCGUUACAUUAACUGUCGUCUCGGGCAUUUAUCUGAUGCAGAAAAAAGAAGGACUGCACCAUCCUUGGGUACCAAUAGCUGUAGCUGGUCUGUUCGCCUUCUUGGUGUCGCACUGUUUCAUCUCCAUCUACGAGAUGGUAAUAGACACUAUAUUCAUAUGCUUUUGUGAAGACUGCGAGAAGAACGAUGGCAUCAAUCGACCCUACUUCAUGAGCCGAGGAUUAAUGGAAUUCGUCGAAAACAGCAAGAAGGCUCUGAAGUACCUAGACCAUCAGCCAUCGAGCCCUCCCGCGUAAUGGCGGUUGCUCAAUAUUUCAUGGGAAAAACCAGUCCUGCAUUUUUUCAGAGAUACUUUUUUUUUUCUGUGUCUUCAGAGAGAUCUCGGCGGGAAUCCCUGCGACGUGAAAUAUUUUUUUAAAAUCUGGGAAGCAACUGCCGAUAUAUUUUCCCGCGCCGCGACGUUCCGAUUCUUCCGCGGAGCUUUGCUAAACUUAUGGGGUGGUGUUCUUCUACGUCAUUUUUUAUUCACACGUAUGGUGCCACGCGUACGGAAGGCUGCCACGAGCCACGGACAAUUUUGAUCUGGGUCUGACUUCCUAUCCGUAUCUUGCUCUUUCAGGCAGGAAAAUGAAUAGGGACCCGAGGCAAGAUAAGCGCGACAGGAAAAGCUUCGCCGAAUCCGGCGAGCAGAGAAAAGACUGAUAAAAUUGAGAGGCAUACUGUAAUAUACAGGACGAUCUAAACGAACAAUAUUUCACGUGUACGUAGAUUAAUUUAAGAGGCUUAGGUUGUUAUUCAGUAUUCUU